Chelonus insularis is the source of this 1079-nucleotide messenger RNA. Its product is annotated as carbonic anhydrase-like. The transcript is spliced from 7 exons. NCBI's taxonomy places the organism in Eukaryota, Metazoa, Arthropoda, Insecta, Hymenoptera, Braconidae. Gene Ontology annotation, molecular function: carbonate dehydratase activity; zinc ion binding. The record is from RefSeq and is a predicted model, not a curated record. Bases 93 to 953 code for a protein of 286 amino acids.
UGGAGUAAAUUUUUUAAUAAUAAUCAAGUUUAACUUCAGCUAACGGUGGAAGUACUACUUUUAGUUAUCUUUGUUCUUGAAGAAAUUUAAACAUGAAGUUUUUAAAAAUUGUAAUGAUUCUUAUUGUAUCAUGUUUAUAUAUAUCAUCUUCAACGGCAGAUUUCAACUACAGAGACACCAGGUCCUGGGCUAGAAGAUGGCCUGCCUGUGGUGGCAGAAGACAAUCACCGAUUGACUUUACCAUGCGUAAUGUCGAUGAAAGUCAUCGGAAUCAUAAAAUUAAAUUUAAUAAUUAUGGUGUCAUGCCUAAAGAGAUAACCAUACAUAACAUUGGAUGGACUGUAAGAGCAGAUUUUGCAUGGGAUGAUGAAGUACCAAUCAUUAGUGGAGGAUUUUUCAAUGGUUCAUAUCGUUUAGACACAUGGUAUUUCCACUGGGAUGCUCGAAGCAAUAAUGGGAGUGAACAUACAGCUGGAGGCAGAAGUGCUGCAAUGGAGCUCCAGCAUUUGUAUUAUAAAUCUGAAUAUGGUUCUGUGGAAGAGGCAGCAAAUCAUGAAGAUGGAUUUAUACUCUUAGGUGAUUGGCUGUUUACAGAAAAACUUAAAAACGAUUCAGUUGAGUCACAGGUUUUCCAUCAAUUUUUGACUAAAGUUCCAUUAGUCGCAAAACCUGGAUCUUCUGCUAAGAUCGAACCGUUUAAUUUACUCUCACUAGUAUAUCCUGGAGCUAAUAACAUUACAUGGAUUGUUUAUUAUGGUUCAUUGACAAUACCACCAUGUACAGAAAAUGUUAUGUGGUUGAUAAAUACUUAUACACAUAUAAUAGAUAAAAAAUUGCUGAAAGAUAUUCAAACUACAGUUCAGUUCUCAACCGGUGAUGACCAUAAUGUUAGAGAAAUUCAACCAUCGAAUGGGCGUAAACUAUACUUGAUGAGCGCUGAACUAUUAUCAUAAUUAUGUACAUGUCUAUAACUGAUCUGUAAUGUCGUUGACGUCUAUAAUCAAUAAUUAAUAGUAGAAACACAAAUAGUAAUUUAUAUAAAUGAUUCAAAAAUAAAUUAAAUGCAGUUUUGAACUUCA